Molecule: messenger RNA, 3984 nt
Organism: Mercenaria mercenaria
Lineage: Eukaryota; Metazoa; Mollusca; Bivalvia; Venerida; Veneridae
Product: toll-like receptor 4
Exons: 2
Coding region: 643-3264 (873 amino acids)
Biological process (GO): immune response; toll-like receptor signaling pathway; inflammatory response
Cellular component (GO): membrane
Molecular function (GO): transmembrane signaling receptor activity; protein binding
Source: RefSeq, a predicted model, not a curated record
UAGGAGUUAUGACCCCUGACUUAGUUAAACAUUGGUCAUUUUAAUGUUGUGUUGUGCGUAACUCCAAAAGUAUUUGGCCUAGAGUCACCAAAGUUUACAGGAAUGUUGGUCAGCAUGUGCAGUUGUGCACCUGUGGUUUCGCGUCCGGAUUCAUUUAGUAUUGUAGGAGUUAUGGCCCAUGACCUGGGAAAAAAUGUCAUUUUAAUGUCAUGUAGUGGGGACAUCUGUGUCCCAUGGACACAUUUCUAGUUGCCACUGACCGUUCCAAGGCGGUGCCCCACUGUGUUCCUUUGUUUGUUCGUUUUGUCUUAUGUGUUGGCUUUGUGUGCGCGCGUGUGUGUGUGUUGUUCGUUUUGUCCUUAUGUGUUGGCUUUGAGUGUGUGUGUGUGUGUGUGUGUGUGUGUGGUGCACGCGUCUGCGUGCUGGGGGUUUCGUUUUGAGGAGGCUGCGUUUUUGGUGCGUGGCAUUCCCUGUUUGAUAUUUUUCUUUGUUUUUUUUUUUAUCAGACUUUACAAACCUGGGUGUUUUUGAUACCAUCAGGAUAAUCAUCUUAUGUUUCACAACCGGAAAUAGCUACAUGCAUAAAUGCAUUCUUAACUCCUGAUGCAAGGUUAAGUGUUCUCUCGACAGCAGUUAUUAAACAUGAAUCACAUUCUGGUAUUGUUUGGAACAGUCGUUGCAGUGGCGUGUGUGACCAUUGCCCAGGCAGCCGCAGAUGAUUGUAAAAUAGACUAUUUGGCCAAUCAGACAAAAUCAUCGAAAGAGUAUAUCGCAGAGGGCUGUUAUUCUGUGAGAUGCGAUAAUCUGUCUCUUACAGAGGUUCCAAAGGACUAUCCCGACCCACCGACAAACAAAUCACUUUGCUUCCUUGACCUUAGCUGGAAUAACUUUGACCAGCUUAAAAAUAACUCGUUUGUCAAUGCUGCUAAUUUGAACACUUCAUUGAUUCGAAAUCUUUAUCUGGACAAUUCGAAUAUUUCUUACAUUUCGUCGAAUGCAUUCUUGGGCCUGUCUGGUCUGUUGUAUCUCAAUUUAUCUGGAAACAAUCUAAUCUGGCCAAGCGGAUUCGGUAAAGGUAUUUUCAAACCAUUGUCAAAUCUCACAUACUUGAAUAUUAAAGAAAAUAAUUUACAAACAUUUGAAGGGUUGGGAGUGGAGUUGGGAUACACAAAACUAGGAGGAAUCUACGCUGAACUAUGCGCCAAUUGCACAUUCGGUAAAGAAUUUGAACAACUUGAACAUCUGGUCAAUCUAAGCUUAUCCGGACGUUCUAAAGGUGCUUGCAAUGUUUCGGUUGUCCAUAACAAUACAUUUGAAGGCCUAACAAAGUUGCAGCGCCUUUGGCUAUCAUCCUGUAAUAUCAGGGAAAUAGAAGCGAACACCUUCAAUCCAUUAAAUAAAAGUCUGAUCUUACUGGAUAUCUCGUACAAUGAAAAAAUGAAUUUUACAAGAAUGAACACAGCUUUAUAUGGUUUGAGGAACUCUUCAAAACUUGAAGUUUUAAAUGUGAAUCGGAUUCAUAACGUGCAUGAUCUCGGUGUAGCCGUAAAAAAACGUGACCUUGAAAAUCUUAGCACACUACGAUCGCUAAUUACAUUGCAUAUGGAUCUUAACAAGAUAGAAAUAUUUGACGAGGAAAUCUUUGAUCCAAUAUUUAUGUUUCCUAGUUCGCUUAGAGAUCUGACAUUAUCUGGGAACAGAUUAUCAUUCGGAAAAUAUAUAAACUUCAUUCACAACGCUACGAAUAUCACUUGUCUCGACAUAUCCAGACAACACUUGUAUUACGACCCUUUCCUGUAUGAACAUUUUGAACCCGAAAACAUACAAGAAGAUUCGAAAACCGCAAACAAGUGCAUGCAGUAUGAACCUUCAGAAUUCCCCAAUGAUACCUGUAAUGACAGUUGUUCCAUUUGUAUUCCUCCGAAUUUACAUCGCAUAAAAUGGAGAAAAAGCUUCCUCAAUUUUAAUACAGAAAUGACUCUUAACAUUUGCGGAGCAAACAAUCUUUCACAUUUAGAUUUGUCAUUUAAUUUGCUUACCGAAUGGAAAGGUUCAAUUAAAGGAUUAGAGCAUCUGAAACAUCUGGACCUUUCUGAAAAUUACUGCAGUGAGGUAGCUCCGGCAUUCUUUGACAAUUUUAGACAAUUAAAGCAUCUUAAUAUCUCUGGAAACAUUUUAGGAGUGUCAUUUGGCCAAACCUCUUCUUUUAAUCUGUCAAACAAUAUAUUUAGAAACUUAACGCAAAUUACUGUUCUUGACCUCUCAAAUAAUAGGAUUGAACGAUUUUCAGAUAAGCAAAUUUUCAAAGAUUUGAGAAAUAUAGAGGUUAUGUAUUUACAUUCAAACCUGAUGGGUGACUGGGAGUAUGUAAUGCCAGAGAGCAAAUCGCUGAAAUUACUAGAUUUGUCACGAAAUAAGUUAAGCACUCUUUCGGAAAAAUUAAGAGCCUAUUUAGACCGACUUUGUCAAGGCACACUCUGCAAUGUAAGUCUCAUUCUAGAAAAUAAUCCCCUGGAAUGCAGCUGUAAGACAUUGUCUUUUCUAAAAUGGAUGUUGUCUACAAAAGUGGUCGUUGAAAGGGACGAAUGCAGAUUUAAUACAGAACAGCGUAAUAUAUCGGAGAAUGAAGCAUUGCACGCAAUGAUAGAAACUUUGGAAAAGAAAGAAUAUCUCGACAGAAGCUGGCAAACGUGGACUGUUGGAAUUAUUUGCGCGAUUGUCGGCUGCUUCACGAGUAUUGUGAUCGGCGUAGUGGUUUACAAAUAUCGAUGGAAACUGAGAUAUCUAUAUUACAGUAGAAACCGACGAUUUAAUCAUGAAGGGUUCGAACGUCUGUUUGAAAAUGACGCAUUUGUGUCUUAUUCUAAGUGUAAAGCAAGUUUCAUAAAAAAUAAGAUGGUACCGUCACUUGAGGAGCAACGAGGUCUUCGGUUGUGGGUGACAGACAGAAACUCAAUACCGGGCACAUCAAUUGCUGAAACUAUCACGCAUGGUAUAUAUAAUAGCCGGAAGUCGGUCCUUCUUAUUGACACGGACUAUCUCAAGGACAGCUGGUGUGAUUAUGAAAUGAAUAUGGUACAUGUUGAAUCCACCGAGGCAAGGAGAAAGCUUAUCAUUAUAGUUCUAAUGGAAAACAUUCCUCUGGAAAAUCUACCCAUAAAUGUCAUGCGCUUCCUUCGCAGUGAAAGGUCACUUGAAUAUCCAGAGCACGGGCACGACUUGGACGUAUUUUGGACAAAUCUUGCAGAUGAAAUCAUGAGUUGAAUUAUGAAUAGUUUAAUAUUCAAAAGUUUUUGUUUACUCGAGCAUAAUAUAUUUACACGUUUCUUAUCUGAUAAAUGCUGUUAAAAACAGUGUCCACAAUAAUCAAAAUUCUGCAUUUAAAAUUUAGGUACAAUAUAAUCUGUGAAAAGAUCCCUUGGAUGCAUUGAACGCAACAAAACAUGGUUGAUUUGAAUAUUUGUCGGUAGACAUUUUUCUGCUGUGUUUCUUCUUUAUAUAAAAUAUCUUCCCAUUUGACUUUAUUUUCAUUUUAUAUUUUCAUUUGUUUUUCAUACAAGUUUCUUUUUAGAUAGAGUUGUAAGUAAUGAUUCACUGUUUCUGACUUCCAUCUUUAUGUUUCGUUGGAUACAUUUAACUACUGAUGAUACUUUAAAUAAUCUGUAUUUUCCAAAUCAUAAAUAUACAUUAUACUUGAAGUUUUGGAAUGAAUAGAAACUAUUUGUUGUAUUGCCAAAGAAAUGUUGUAUAUAUUUAAUGCCUUUUUCAUAUAAUUUCUUUCUAGAAAAAAAAUGUUUUUGAUUUAAUUUUUAUAUCAUGACUUUGUGUUGUUCCAUAAGAUUUGAUGACUUACUUCUGUUUCAUUUUCAUUAUCUUUUAUGGGUGUCCAUGUUAAUAAUAUGUCUUUUUAAGAAAGUGUUGUCUUUGCACAUCAUUCCAAUAUAUCUUUUGUUAAAUUAAUGUCCUUCCAUUUUACACAUUAUG